CUCCCUCUCUCUCUCUCUCUCUGUCCUCUCUUCCCUGCCUCCUUUCACGCAGACGUCCAUUCUCCCUUUCAUCUCCCGUGUCAUCUUCCUCCCGGUCGCCGCCCCCUUUUUUUGCCCUUUCCACCCACCGCGCCAUGUGUUCGCGGCCUGAGGAGCUAAUGACGCUCGACACCCAUGUGGGUGUCGCAACGCAGGCACAGCUCCCGAUCUGUGGCCGAUGCAAGGUGAGGCCUGUUCAAUUUCGCGUCCAGGAGUCCUUCUGCGCCGAGUGUUUCAUUUUCCAGGUCUGCCUGAAGUUCCGCGUGGCCAUCGGCAGUUCGCGGCCCUUCGAAGGUGGCACUCGAGGCGGCCGCCUUCCCCCGCGGACUGCCGCCCCGGCUCAUCUCCGUCUUCCCUCACUUCGGCGCUUUGCCGUGGCCUAUUCCGGUGGGUUUGGGUCGACGGUUCUCCUGGACAUGCUUUUGGACCAGUCGCUGGUUGCCCUUCGUCGGCGGCCGACCGACUCGACUGGAGCCCUGGCCACCGUGAGCCCGGAUGACUGUCCGAUUGGGCUCCUCGGUGGUGACGGCGGAAAUGACCCUCGCCGGGCGGUGCGGCCCCCGACGCGCUGUCUUGUGUUGCACAUCGAUGAGCAUGCCUCCUACUUGGGCACGCCCGCCGCCGCGUAUGGCCCCUUUGCCGUGGGCCUGGCCGAGCAUGUUGCGCGCUUUCAGUCACACGCGGUCUUCGUUUGUGCACCGCUCGAGUUGGUCCUUGAUCGCGAACUCCCUUGCGAGGCAGACCUGGUGGCCUUCAGUCAAGCGGCCACCCUCCAGCAGUGGUAUGCCACUUCGGAAGAUGGAGCGAUUCCCACGCACCCGGCUUCCUCGCGGCGCAGCCACCAGCCGCGCAUGAGUGUCCGUGCCUUGGAGGCUCUGGCCCCGGCGUUGGAUGGGCCUCGGACAGGGGACGGCCCCAGCGCUGUGGAUGCUUCCCCGGGUCCCCUGGGACGACUGGGCUCUCUGCGUGCGCAGCUUCGCGAGGCAUUUGCCGCCUGCGGGAGCGUCUCGGCUCGAGAUGAUCUUCGCGAGCAGCUCCGGUGGCUGUUGCUCCGACGUCUGUCGCGUGCGUUCGGUUGCAAUCUCCUCUUUUCCGGCGACACCAAGACCACCCUGGCCUCAAAGACCUUGUCUCUUUGCGCCCUGGGCCGUGGCUUUAUGCUGCCAGUGGAGGCUGGCGCUGACGACUGGCGGGAGACUGAUUUCCUCGUGACCCGGCCCUUGAGGGACGUCUCCACCAAGGAGGCUUGUAUUUACAGCCAGCUUCGGGGGAUACCCUCCCUGCCGGCGAGCUUGCCGUUGGGCAUGUGCCCGGCGCCCUACAUCCCAGGCCAGGGGAACUCCAGUCUGAUUGGCCUCUCAAACGCCUUCAUCGCCCGGCUCCAGCAGGAGUUCCCGUCGACCGUGAGCACAGUCACAGCGACUGCCUUGAAGGUCACCACGGAUGCCGAGCACUUUGAUCCGGCUGCCGGGCCGAUGAAGCCGUGUCUUCUUUGCCUGGCGCCCGUCCCGGAGGCGGACAUCCAGCCCACAGUUGGUACGCGCAGUCCGAUUGGGGCGCUGGCGGAGAUCGCCACCACCGAGCGCCUCUGUUAUGGCUGCCGGACGCUGAUCAGCGAGUGCGACUAGGGCCCAGCUGCCAACGUAUGGUGAUCGGCGAUUCCUCGGAUCGGAGCGCCGUCCCUUUUAACUAGAGGGCCCGCGUCGGGCCCCUGCUCUUGGCGGGUGUGGUCUCACGCGCGGCCGCCUCGCCCCGAUGCCGCCCUGUCGGGGCAUCGUCCGCCGUUCGAUCCUGUGUCUUGUUGGUGCGGACACUGGGGUUCGGGAAGAAUACAGAUGAAAGACGCCCG
This is a messenger RNA of Fonticula alba, 1888 nucleotides long. RefSeq lists its product as hypothetical. Gene Ontology annotation, molecular function: tRNA binding; sulfurtransferase activity. The coding region runs from base 135 to 1667 and encodes 510 amino acids. Gene Ontology annotation, biological process: tRNA wobble position uridine thiolation. The record is from RefSeq and is a predicted model, not a curated record. Gene Ontology annotation, cellular component: cytosol. Lineage: Eukaryota; Rotosphaerida; Fonticulaceae. The transcript has 8 exons.